Molecule: messenger RNA, 3606 nt
Organism: Chiloscyllium plagiosum (whitespotted bambooshark)
Lineage: Eukaryota; Metazoa; Chordata; Chondrichthyes; Orectolobiformes; Hemiscylliidae
Product: netrin receptor UNC5D-like
Biological process (GO): axon guidance; netrin-activated signaling pathway
Cellular component (GO): membrane
Molecular function (GO): netrin receptor activity; protein binding
Source: RefSeq, a predicted model, not a curated record
UUGCAACAUACACACACACACUAAACAGGGACCCUCAUCGCAGAGCCGGAGUUUGGUUAAAGUGAAAGGAUCAGCCGCUCGACCGCAGUCCGACUCUCCCGCCUCGAGAUGACCCGCCCUCGUUAGAGUUAAAGAAGUCGCAGGGCUUGAGGAGGUUUGCGCGCAUCCAGGAUCCCUCCCGCCCAGUCAAGGGACCAUGAAGAAACUGCUACUGGGAUGUUGCUGGCUGCUUCCUUGGGCUCUCCUCGCCGCAGGUGGAGGGGAAAAGGGGUCAGGUAAAGGUGAUAGUCAAGCCGAAUCCAUGCCAUUGGGGACACUGCCACGCUUCCUAAUUGAACCAGAGGAUUCAUACAUAGUGAAGAGCAAUCCCAUUAAGCUGCGCUGCAAAGCGAUACCGGCCAUGCAGAUCUUCUUCAAGUGCAAUGGAGACUGGGUCCAUCAGAAAGAACACAUGCUGGAGGAACAUGUGGACGAGCACACAGGCCUGAGUGUUCGGGAGGUCCUGAUCAAUGUUUCUCGGCAGCAAGUGGAAGAUUUUCACGGUCCAGAGGAUUACUGGUGUCUUUGCGUAGCUUGGAGUCAACAGGGAACAACGAAAAGCAGAAAAGCUACGGUCCGAAUUGCAUAUUUGAGGAAAAAUUUUGAACAAGACCCCCAGGCAAAAGAGGUUCCCCUAGAAGGGAAGAUCAUUUUACACUGUCGUCCCCCGGAGGGAGUGCCUUCUGCCAAGGUUGAAUGGCUGAAGAAUGAGGAGCCGAUUGAUCCAAAGCGUGAUCCGAACAUUUACAGCACCGCAGAGCAUGAUCUCAUCAUUGAGCAAGCGCAUCUCUCUGACUCAGGCAACUACACCUGUGUCGCUACAAAUGUGGUUGCCAAACGACGCAGCACAGCUGCCACGCUGACCGUGUUUGUGAAUGGUGCCUGGUCAAUGUGGACAGAGUGGUCACCUUGUAGUGUCCGAUGUGGCAGAGGAUGGCAGAAACGAACACGGACCUGCACCAACCCGGCCCCGCUAAAUGGGGGAGCCUUUUGCGAAGGGACUUCAGUUCAGAAAAUCGUCUGCUCCUCCCUCUGCCCAGUGGAUGGUGCCUGGGAGCCCUGGAACGUGUGGUCACCCUGCUCCUCCGAGUGUGAACACCAAAGAGUCCGUGCAUGCGUGGCUCCUGAACCGAGGUAUGGCGGAAAAUUCUGCGAGGGGCUGAGCCAGGAGUCUAAGAACUGCACCGAGGGACUCUGCAUUCAAAGCCAGACACCUCUGCAGGAAGUACAGCCUCAAAGUAUUGAAACCAACAGCGAUGUGGCUCUAUACUCUGGCCUUGGCGCAGCAGUGAUAGCCGUCGCAGUGCUUGUGGUGGGCAUCACAUUAUAUCGAAGAAGUCAAAGUGAAUAUGGUGUUGAUGUUAUUGAUUCUUCGGCUCUGGCCGGUGGCUUUCAGUCCUUCAACUUCAAGACUGCCAGACAGGGCAAUUCUCUGCUUUUGAACCCAUCAAUACAGCCUGACCUGACGGUGAGCAGGACGUAUAGUGGACCAAUCUGCUUCCAGGACCCUGUGAACAAAGAACUCAUGACCCAGUCACCACUCUUUGACUCUCUGCCAGGGAUCAAAGUUAAAGUACAAAGUUCUUUAAUGGUGUCACUUGGAGUUGCCGAUGGAGUGGAGUAUCAUGGGAGGGUACCAUCCCGGACUUACCCUCGUAAUAGCAGAAGUGUUGACAAAAUACAUGCAAGAAGCAAUGCAUCAAGUUCUCAGCAUCUCUCUGCCGCAAUUACAAAGGCUGAAAACAGAACUUCCGGCAUAUUUGGGUGUCUGGGUGGAUGCCUGGAGGGACCAACGAAAGGAGUCCGUUUAUUGGUUCCACUGGGGGCAAUUCCAGAGGGAAAUUCUUGGGAAAUAUACAUUGCAGUCAAUCAAGGCGUAAACAGCCUGCAGCCAGAAGGAGCUGAGGUAAUCUUGAGUCCCGAGGUCACCUGCGGGCCACCAGGUCUGUCCUUGUCCAGCCCCAUUGCUCUGACUGUCCCUCACUGCGCAAUGGUAUGUUCGGAGCACUGGAGCAUAAAGCUGAAGAGACAGACACUGACAGGAAAGUGGGAGGAAGUGAUGUUGCUUGAAGACGAGACCACAUCCUGUUACUGCCUAUUGGAUUCUCAUUCCUGUCACAUCCUCUUGGACCACCUUGGCACAUAUGCACUCGUGGGCGAGGCAGUCACAGAGUGUGCGGAGAAGAGACUGAAGCUUGCUGUCUUUGGGCGUCUGUCCUACAGCUCACUGGAGUACAAUUUCAGAGUGUAUUGCAUGGACGACAUUCCAAGUGUUUUGCAGGAAGUGAUGUGUGAGGAGAGAAACCAGGGUGGACAUCUAUUGGACGAGCCCAGAACUUUACACUUCAAAGCAAACUCAUACGGCCUUCAAGUUUCCGUGCUUGACGUACCCCAGUUCCUGUGGAGAAUCAAACCACUGACUGUUUUUCAGCAGGAAUUUGCCUUUUCCCAUAUCUGGUGCAGGAACCAGCAGCCCCUGCCGUGUGCCUUUAGAGUGGAAAGAUUCAACUCAGCUACCACACACUUCUCCUGCAAGAUCUGCAUCCGGCAGCUGAAAGGCGAUGAGCAGAUCUUUCACCUCAGCACCUCCAUCUUUGAGGAUGAGAGAGAAGCUGUUCACUUCUGUGCACAAGCAGCAAGUGAUGUGGCCACGUUAGCAGGUCCCAAAGCAUUUAAAAUCCCAUAUUCCAUCAGACAGAAGAUCUGUACCACCUUUGAUGUUCCCAGUGCUUCGGGCAAAGACUGGCGGCUCUUAGCACAAAAACUCCACAUAGACAGGAACCUGAGUUACUUUGCAGUUAAAAGCAGCCCCGCUGGUACAAUCUUGGACAUAUGGGAGGCACAGCAUCAAAAUGACAGAGACCUUGACUCUCUGGCCAGUGCUCUCGAGGAAAUAGGCAGGAUCCAGUGUCCUGCCUCAAUGACAGCUGAAGGCGACGGUGAUGAAUCAGACUACAACUACGGUGGAUGAAUCAGAACCCCUUGCCAUUAUUCCAGGAGGACUCUGGGUCCAGCUCACCCCUGAGCGGGUUCAGCUCACCCCUGAGCAAGUUCAGCUCAGUCACAAUAUCGGAAAGAUUUCUCAGGAAAUGAAAUAUGGUUUACUGUCCAGAUCUUUGGAUGUGUAUGUAAAUAGAAAUUUACUUGUAAAUACUUUGAACAAGGGUGCACCAAUUAUAAUUUAUCAGACCAAUUUAAUCAACAGUUUGUUGAUUGGCUACAAAAAAAAAGCAUUCAUAGUUUGACUGGAAAAUCCCUGGAAUUACACCCCGCUACAUCCCGCUGUUACUUCAGAGGUGCAUCCGAAAUCCUCUAAAGCUCUGAGGAAUUUCCCAACUUAAAUGAUUGCAUACUGCUGUUUAUCGAAAGCAACCUUUCAGCCUCGCCCUGUGGCAGUGAAGAGAGCAAGCCGUUGUCAAUAAGCAGUAUUUUGAGUUCUUGGUUACUGUUGACUGCACUGGUACUGAAACAUCAAUUGUUGCCCUGGUGACUGUGAGUUAAGUGUAGUGACUGUAACAAGGUCAGCCGGGUGGACCUCACAGAAUCUGAGUUCCCCAAUUGGGGCUA